CGUCAAAGUCUCUUGGAUUUACAAUUUAGAUCUAUAAUCUAUAGCGGUAUACCGUAUAUUAUCCUACUGUGAGAAAAAUGUAGCGAAACUUGCAUUUCCAAUUAUCAUUAAAUUUCUUUUUGUUGUGAAACCAGCGAGUUCAGUGAAGUUUGAAUGUAGUGUAGUACGGUAGUGACAAUCUUACAUUUAUUGAUUCAUUGUCGAAGAAAAUGACCCGAUAAAUAAUGUCUGUAUUGAAAAUAUCCCACUUUCUUCUUCAAGAGCUGCCUGAUAUAACAGAAAAAGUUGUUUUUCCCAUAAAAAAUAUUCAACGCAUAAAGUAUACAUGUUUUGAUGUUUCAAGAUCAUUAAUAUGCUUUGGAGCAACUAGUGGAGGGAUAUAUGUAUUUAGUAGAUGGCCAUGUGACUUUAUCCAGCUGAUCCCCAGCAAGGAUGGACCAAUUACUCGUCUGGCUAUAUCCCCUGAUGAGAAACAUAUUGGCUUUGCAAAUGGCAAAGGUUUAGUGCUUGUGACCGAGUGCGAUCAAACUCUUAGCCGAAGCUACUCCAGCGCGUCAUCGAAGGAGCACAGUGGCAAUGAAGUAACUGCAUUGUGCUGGAGUCAUAAUAUGUUGUUUAUUGGUGAUGAUGUUGGUAAAAUAUCAGUUUUGCAGUUGCAAAGCUUUAUUGCCAAAACAAUGUUCCAUAGUUCCACACAAACUAUAAUGAGCUUGGAUUCGAGAAUUUGCCAGCUUGAUUCAAGGGGCUGCAUGUUACUCAUAUCAACGUUGACUAGAUGUUAUAUCUGUAACACGGCUCAGGAACAAUACAGGCAAAUUGGCCAGAAGCUUCGAGAUGGGGAAUUUGGUGCCUGUUUUGUAACUAGUGAAAGUUCAUCAACGAAUGGAAACUCUGAUUACAAACCAGACAUGAUUGAUACUAAAAAAUAUAGUAUUGUUGAUGACGAAGAUGGGUUUAUUGUUGGCGAUGAGUUUUCCAAUACCCUUAUUUACUGUGCCAGACCAUCAUCAAGGCUGUGGGAAGCAACUGUUGAUGGAAUGGUCCGGAGAACACAUCAAUUCAAGCAAGUGCUAACAAAAGCUCCGAUGACAGUAAUAACCCAAGAAUCAUAUGAAAAUCAAAAUGUUACUAUUGAAAGUGCUUCAAAUAAUACUGAAGGAUCAUCAAUUAACUUUUCAAAAACCUACUCAAUGAGUGAUGCAAUUUUUUCAUAUAAUAGACAAGCUUUAUACUUUUUAAAUGUACUUGAUGUUGAUGAUACAGUGUGGUACAAUAAGUAUACAGAUAUUGUUGAAUGUAAAAUUUAUAAGGAUAUGCUUUAUAUUUGGCUACAAAGUGGAGCAUUUGUUAGCCUCAAAUUUAUGAAAUUAGAUAAGUUUCUAGUCAAAUGCUUUUUAGAUGAAAAAUAUAAUUUGUGUGCUGAAUUGUGUGUCUUAUACAAAGAUUAUUUAUUGGCUCACAACUUAUCUACGAAAAUGCAUAUCUUACUUGGAUUAAAGGAAAAACUUGAAAAUAAUGCAGUUAUAUCAAAAAUAGCUGAUGUUUUAGAUAAAUUAGAAAAGCUAAAGUCUAUUGACGCAACACAGCUAAAAUCUGGAAUAUAUGUAGUUGAUAAUACAUAUCACACACAGUCAAUUAUAGAUGAUCAUUUUGAUCCUAAACACAGUGAUGAGAAUUUGUUUAAUUCACUGUCUCCUGAGGCAUUACAAGCAUUAAAAGGCCUAAGUGAAACUGUUUCUGGUAAAUUUAAUACUAGUAAAAAGAUUUUGAAGGAAAAAUGGGAUGAUUUCGAAGAAAAAAUUAAGCAAUUUGGAGAUACUAAUGACGUGACGAUAAUCAAACAACAUAAUGAUUAUUCGCCCACAUGGAUUUCUAAAGAUGAAUAUGCAUUAGGAGAUACACCGAAUGUGGUGGAUGAUGACAUAAUAUUUAAAGAAUCUAGUCAAGAAAGCAUUGAAGUAGACAAUAAUGUAGAUGAUAAAGGGAAAGAAGAUAGAAUUUGUAGAGCUUUAUAUCAAUAUUCUAGACUAAGCCUAGUUAAUAAGGAGACAGAAAUAUCGGAUUUAUCCUCGAUAAUCGAGGUCUACAGCUGUGAUAUUAAAGAUAUAUAUGAACUCAUGAUAUUACUAGAACAAUAUUGUAUAAAUAUAGGAGCAGUAGCCGACUCAAAGUAUGUUCCAAAUAAUAUUUUCCUAUCCUAUUUAAACACAUCGGCGCGUAAACAUGAGCUUUUAGAAUUUGUAAUAAAUGACGAAGUUUUGUACAAGUAUUUUGUAGAAUCUUGCAUAUCUGUUAAUGUGAAGACUCAGAAGUUAAUGAAUAUUGGAUGUUCAUGUGGUUAUCCCUUACCAUAUGUGAGGUCAAGUCAAAUGCCAGUCUUUUUCGAAUUGAUUGAUGAAUUUGUAGAGAUGCAGUGGUCGAGUCAGACUAAAGAACAAUGUUAUGAAAUGUGUAAACAAAUGCCAUAUUUAUGGAGAAAGAUACUGUAUCUACGACGGAAUGAAGAUCUUCUACAUGUUUUAAGAAUACUUUUACAAAUGUUAGAUGAGACUCUGUUGCAUUCCUUCCUGCCUCAAUUCACUUUGGAUACGUGGGAUCGUGCGUUACAAUUAUAUGCGACACUACAUGCAGAUAUGUGUCUUAACUGUGCCAAGAAAUUUGAGAAUAUAUCCGUUAAGGAUAUGUUAAGUUGGGACGACAUGGGAUCACUUAUUAUAAAGUCGAUUGGUGGUAGGAACGCCAUCAGUAUAAUGCAGAAACAUUCUAAUUUGAUUGAGAGAGGCGCAAUAACCAUGAAGUUUUAUCAUUGUUGCCUCUUAGUGUGUCUGUUUGAGAAAUAUGAUGUAACAAUCACAGUGCCGUUGGUCAAUACUAUUUACAGUGCAUAUGAUUUCGAACAAUCAAGGGAAGAGAUACGCUCAAUUCUCCUAAAUUCUGCAAAUGGACAUUUAAAAAACACAGCCCUUCCGCUGCUUGUGGGAGCUACUUCAACACAUUGGGGCCUUCCACACGUAUACGAUAAGAUCAGAACGAAGAGAAGUGUACAAUUAGAUGAUGUUUUAGAUAUUUUGGCUGAACACAAUAAUACCAUGGACUGUUCAUUGUGUGGCUUGCCGUUACAAAAUGAUUUCCUUAUCAAAGAUGGCGGCCUGUGGAUAUUUAAGUGUGGCCACAUCUUCCAUGGAGCUUGUUUGAACUUGAAUAAAGUUAAAUUAUGUCCAUCAUGUAUUAUAUCUUGAGUAUACUGUCAAUACAUUAUUAGUUAACAACAACAUGUCUAUCUAUGAACCCAUUAUGAAUGUAUUGGUCAAAAUACGUUUCUUAUUGCAACAUCAAUGUCUGGGGUUGUUAUUACAAUUUUUAAGUUGUAUCUAGGUUUUUCUAAUUUGGCAUGUACCGAAUGCUUUGUCAACUAACUUCUACAACUUACUGAACAUGUUUUAAAUUAAGAUUAGGCAUCAUAUUUAUUAUAGUUAACAUAGUCCGGCUCAACAUCAUUAUACAAGCUCUGUUGUUGCCCUAACUAUGCUUUUAUUAAAAUAAAAGAUUAAGGCUGGGCUGCAUCAUAUUAGCUGUUAUAGAUAAGAUUUAUGUAAAAUUUAACAGUAACGCUGACUUUAACAUAGACUACGGAAUGUGUUGCACCAUCGUAUUGCAUAAAAGUUAACCAUGGCAUAGAAGUUGAAAAGAGAAAUAUUUAGUCAAUAAAGAAUGUAUUUUAUUUCAAUCUUUUUCAGGUCACUAUUUAAUAUUAACAAUAUCUUUAACCGGCGGAGAUAAGAUGGUUAUGGUUAACAGUUAAAGUUAUGACGCCAUCUAAAAAUGGUCAAAUAGUGCAUCACAUUUAAUGAUUAUCCGAUACUUUAACAUGUUUGUUAUUACUAAAGUUAUUUGAUAUAAAAACCAGCCUAAUAUUUAAUUAGUUAGUUAUAACAAUAGGUCAGACUAUAUUUAAUAAUUAAUAUUUUAGAUGAUAGUACACCGCCUAUGUAUUAUAAAAGUAUAAUAAAUUAUCUCAAAUUAAUAAUCUCAUUUUUGAUGGCGUAACAAAACAAAAUAAAACAGCACUUCGAUAUCUCAGUUCUAAAGUGUAAAAAGUCGGAAAUUCAGUAAGUUUGAGAUACGUAACAGAAAUUGUUCCAUAAACGAUAAUCCAACAUUACUAAAGAGAAACAAGUUGAUAAGUGAAUGCAGUUGUUACUUCCAUUUCUUCAUAAGUCUAUAUAGGGGUGUUGGUGUCAAAUUAAACUGGUUCUUAUAGCUAUGAACAGAAGGAUUUGUAAAUAUUACAAUAUUUACAUUUAAAUAACUGAUCUCAAUAAUUUAUCUUAUUCUUAUGAAUAAUUAUUAUAAAAUUAGCAGAACCCGUGCUAUAUCAAUAAACGCGGGCAGUAGGUACACAGCUCGAGUGGCCACGUAUCCAAAUCCAUUUAAAUUUUUCGUUGUGUAUCGUAAGGCCUGCGCAGAUAUCGCGCUGCGCAUGCGCCGGCGCAGUACCGACUUGAGACGAAACACGAAACAGCUGAGUAGUGAAUGAGUCAGUGUGUGCGACACGCGUGACAAUGACAGUCGUGUCCCGAGGCAACACAGAUUACGACACUUAAUCAUCACAUCUAGAAUAUUUUAAUUUCAAUUAAUAACAACUCAAGUUGUUUUCUUUUGGAACCCUUUCCUGAAUCUCCUCUUUGGAACUGAGCUCUCGAUUUGUACUUCUGUAUCAGUCAUGUCUAUAUUUAAGACUAACGUUUUUUACUUCAUACGCACAGUGAAUAGUAAUUGAAUGAACAAUAGUUUAUUGUCACAUUUAGAUAUUACCUGGAAAUAUAUUUCCAAUUCCAUAAUCAGUUCUAUUAAAGCUAACUUCAAAUGUCGUUUGUCAACUGCUGUCAAAAUGUGAAUUUGUUGUUUUUGUCCGUUUUAGUGCCUUGUAACUUAAAUACCUAUAAGCCUUCGAAAGUAAAAUGGCGGCCACUUUAUAAGACCCCCAGACGCGGCGCUGAUGUUUGGCAAUGGAUUGCCACCAUAAUAUUAUAUUUGUACCCCUCUCUCUCUCUCUGAGGUCGGACCCACAAGUCUGAGAAACGUGGUCAGUAUAAUGGCUGCAUCUGGAGCAGUUGAUCUGCCUACACCCGAUUCUGUCCAUCACGUCUCUUUUUGCGAUCACGCGAUCUUUUUCCUUCUGUCUUUCCAACCACAUUUAUCCCAAACUUUGUUUGAAUGCCUCAUACUUUGUUUGCAUAUGUUGCAACCGUGUUGGACAAGCGUGUUUUUAUUCUGAGCUGGUUCAGGAUCGAUGCAUUGGUGCGUUUCCUCGUCCAAGGUAUUCUUUACAUUCGUCAUCAACACCACAUAUCGAAUACAUCACCUAUGCCUUUCUGGGCUCAAGAUUGCCCUCGUUUGUAACCCUAAUGCCGGCAAAAUCAAAAAUAAAAUUUAGUGUUGGUGUAAGAAAAUACUCGCCCCUUUGAUGCACUAUUUACCUUUAUAUGGCGAAUGAAACGUUUUAGACUAGUACAAACUUAAUCACCCUGUGCUAAUGGGUUGGUAUCCUGUCAUAUUUAGUUUCUCGAAAAGCCGCGGGACUUCUUUCGUGACGACGACUUUAAUAUCUUAUUUAACGUUAUCAUCCGAUUUUGUAUCCGAUGUAUAAAAACGAAGUAUUUUAUAGUGGAGUAAAAAUUUUUAUGUAAUUUAAAUGUAAUAAUAUAACAAAUACUACUCGCGAUUAAUAGGUUUAAACGAGAGAGUAUUAUAUUGACGAUGGCGUCACUAGACAUGUGUAACAGUGAUUUGAUAUAAUGUAAAAUAUAACUCUCUAAAACAAAUCGACUACACCGACGUAACUGUAAGUUUGCGCUUAGAUGGGGGCGCUCCUUACAUUCUUCAACACAGUCUAAAACCAUUAAGAGCCACUGUACUCUAUUCUAUUUCGACGAGUAUUAUCGUAGGAUGACCUCAGCAACGCACCACAAUAAAAAUACUAAAUGAAUGAAAAAUAUUUUACUAUCUUUUUCCAGAAAUCUCACACAAGCGAUAUCCAGGUGCGCGUCACAAUUGGAUAGUCCGACAUUUUGUUUUUACGUUUUAAAGUAAUUCAUGUCGUUUUCGAGUUGUCAAAUCUGUUAAUAUUGUGAGAUGUAUUUGAAAGAAGCUUGUCCAUUAUGCGGCAAAUGUAAGACUUGUGGCGCAAAGUUAUUAUUGAUAUUCCAAGUGCUGAAAAUAAAGCGUAACAUGGCAAAAACAUAUCAUAUACACUGAUAAAAAAAUACAAAAUUAAAAUAUUAAGUAAGUUAAAGUCGGUUUAUAAUAAAGCUGUAUUAUUGAGUAGUGUUCAUCCGCUUUUCAUCAUAGUAUUACAUGGCAGAUUACACGAAAAAACUAAAAAUCUGAAAAAUAAUAGAUACGAAAGAAAUAACUUACCCAGCUUCUGUACCUUUCUCUACCCCAAGUUAGCAAUCGAAUCGUGCGUUCACUUACUACAAGUCGAUAGCGAGUAAACAUGAAUCGGAUAGUUUUCGGUGGAAUUCGUAAGACAUACGACAAGCUCGUACGAAGCCAUCAUUAUGUUCUACCAAAUGUUAAAUAUUUCUACUACUAUGAAAACGGUUCUCUUUGAUCUAUUGUAUGCUUGUUGUUAACGCAAACAAUCGUCAAUAUUUUGCUGAACACACAUCUCCCAACUGACGUUCAAUCUUGUUACGAGAAUACUCAUCAUACGAUUUCUCUCAAUACGAACAACCUGAACUGAACCGUGAUAAGGUUGUUUCGAUCCUGUUGUUUUGUUACGCGAACAGGGCUACUGAUAGUUAAUGAUACGUCCCGAUCAUUACAAUGCAGUGUCGAUUCUUGAAAAAGUUAGAAUUCUAAAUAACAUCGCAAUUGCGCUCGUCACCUUCAGUAAUAAGAUGUUGAGUCUCGUUCGCCUCGUAAUUUCGAUUCGCUACAGCUCGCUUCACACAGAAACAAAUUGUGCUUGAACACUACUCUGCAUUGCACGUGGUCAAAUGGAUCGAGAUAUUGGGGUGCACCAGUUAAUAUCGAACAAUUAAAUUAAUUAUUGAAUAGUCUGAGGGUCUUCGCACUAUUCCCAGUUGGUGGUAUCAUUAAUGUAGUCAUUUAUGCUAUAGUAACCUUUAUAAACAAACAUUUUUUAACAAUUCAUUUGAACGUUUUGUACAUUUUCUGGGAUCAUGUUGUAAAAACAUACGAGGGGAGGCUGAUAAGUAAUCUACCUAACUAUGAAAGAAAAGACUUUGAUGGCUAGUUUAUUUUUCUAUAUAGUCUCCUGCAAGUGAAAUACACUUAUGACAUUUGCAAAUAAGGGACAUCAUGCCGUUAUAAUAGUAAUUUUUAUUUUGUUCGUCAAAAUGGUCAGUCACAGCCUCCUUCAUUUCUUCGUCCGUCGAAAAUCUGCGACCCCUCAAUUUUUUCUUUAAAUCUUUGAAUAAGAAAUAGUCACAGGGAGCCAGAUCUGGACUAUAAGGUGGAUGGUUAAUUUCUGUGAAGCCGUUUUUGCUCAGGGCUGACCUCGCCGUUAAGGCUGUGUGUACAGGAGCAUUGUCUUGUAAAAUCAGAACACCUUUGCUGAGUUUGCCUCUCCGCUUUUCUUUGAUUUGUUCACGAAGCUGGUCAAGCAAGUUUGCAUAAUAUUCAGCAUUCAUUGUUGUAUUUUUAGGCAAAUAAUCUAUCAUCAAAAUCCCUUCGACAUCCCAAAAUACGGUGGCCAUUAGUUUUCCAGCCGACGGCCGAACCUUGAACUUCCUUGGCGGCUUUUCUCCUUUAAAUUUCCAUUGCAUUGACUCUUGUUUGCUUUCCGGAUCCCACUGGCGAAUCCAAGUUUCAUCACAGGUCACAAUUCGACAGAUAGUCUCUUCUUCUUUACCUUUGACCAGGUCUAGAAAUGCCUGACAACAUUCUACUCGCCUUUGUUUGUCAAAGGGGGUCAACAUUCUAGGGACCCAACGCGCGCUCACCUUGGACAUGCCCAAAUGUUCGUGAAUAAUUUCAUGAACUCGUUCCUUGCUAAUGCCCACAUCUCUGGCUAUCUCCCACUGCUUGAUUCGCCGAUCUGCAAGAAUCAGGUUCUUCACCUUUUCAACAUUAUCUGCGGUAACAGCAGAAAUUGGCCUUCCACUACGUGGGUCGUCUUCCAGGCUCUCACGGCCAUGUUUAAAUUGCUUCGACCAAAAUUUUAUGACGAAUUCAGAAGGACUUGAAUCACCAAACACCUUUAACAUGCGCUCUCUGAUCUGCGUAGGCGUAUUUCCUUCUUUACUUAGGAAUUUAAUCACUGCUCGAUGCUCAAAUUUCAUCAUUUUACAAUUUUCUUUCGACAUGGUGAAAUCAAAGCCGCGCCAAAAAAACAAAAGCAAGCGAAAACAAAUAAGCGUCAUAAUUUUGAAAAAGGAAUAAAUAUAGAAUAUGAUUUUGCAGUGGCCAGUUCGAUUUUCAAAACUUUCUUUAACAAAGUAGAUUUUAUAUCAGCCACCCCUCGUACCUAUAUGUCACCCAAUAAAAUACUUACUAACUCUACUAACCGCUUGCUUCCCGCCUGCGCCAUUCUGCGUGUUAAUUUAUCGUUUUACUUUUUGAUUUUGUAAAAUACACCCUUUCUUUAGAGGUCACUUACAUUAUUUGAGGAAACUUUCUGCAAUUUUUUUAUUUUGUAGCUCCACCGCUUUCGGCUUUACACUGUUAAACUCGGUUAUACGUGAUAGGUUCAUAUUCCACAAUUUGGUAAGAUUUCAAUAACAUCAAAAGCGAGAAAGUACUUCAAAGCGAAUUUGGUACCCUUAUCUUCGCCUAUUAAAACCCCGCGAUGAUCCCCAAACUUAGUAAAACAAUUACUUAAGAGUACCAAAUGUAGGCGAGUCUUAAGUUCUCACAAAUAACGCGGCAGAAAAAGGCACCAAGUUAGUAAAUAUACACAUGUAACUUACUGUAUUUUGCACAGCCAUAAGUAAUAUAUAAUCUAUAUUUAUGAGAUUUCCACUGAUGUAUUGACUCAUCACGAUAUCUCCAUAAGGCGAAGAGUCUUGAAAUGUGGUAGAAAUAUUACUUGCGUCUAGUAGAGGUCAGCUCAGAACGGAUUUUACGAAGUUUUAUUGUCAACAGAACAACGUCCGUCGGGUCGACUAGUAUCUAAUAUUAACCUAAUAUUGUAACUUAUGGAGCACUAACCAAAUAUAUGUAACAUUAACUAUGUAGUUACUGUUUAACGAUAAGAUUGUAAGUAGUAUCUAUAGGUAAAUGUAUUUUUGUAAAUUAUUUCGACAUCUGUAGUACUAUCAUUCUUUAUUUAUAUUGUGUAUAUGGCAAUGCUCAAUAAAAUAUAUGUGUAUACCU
Molecule: messenger RNA, 9345 nt
Organism: Leptidea sinapis
Lineage: Eukaryota; Metazoa; Arthropoda; Insecta; Lepidoptera; Pieridae
Gene: pink
Product: BLOC-2 complex member HPS5 homolog
Exons: 5
Coding region: 225-3239 (1004 amino acids)
Biological process (GO): developmental pigmentation
Cellular component (GO): cytoplasm
Molecular function (GO): protein binding
Source: RefSeq, a predicted model, not a curated record